This is a messenger RNA of Polychytrium aggregatum, 855 nucleotides long. RefSeq names its product kinase-like domain-containing protein. Lineage: Eukaryota; Fungi; Chytridiomycota; Chytridiomycetes; Polychytriales. Gene Ontology annotation, molecular function: ATP binding; protein kinase activity. The transcript is spliced from 2 exons. Bases 1 to 855 code for a protein of 284 amino acids. Gene Ontology annotation, biological process: protein phosphorylation. The record is from RefSeq and is a predicted model, not a curated record.
AUGGCCGAGAAGCAGUGGUACAUCCCCGAGGAUGCCAUCACCGACCGGUCGGCCAACCCCUUGGCAGUCGGUGGCUUUGGCGAGGUUUUCACUGCCUCAUACUAUGGCGCCCCUGUCGCCGUCAAGCAGCUCUAUCGAGGCUACAACCAGAAUGAACUCGCCGACUUUGGUCGUGAGAUUGGCAUCUGGCACAGACUCAGUCACCCUCAUGUCCUUCCACUCCUCGGUGCUUGCGAUACCGCAACCAAGCCCUUCAUGGUCUCGCCGUUCAUGCCCAACGGCACUCUCCAUCGCCACAUCUCGACAGCAACCCCUCCACGCCCCCUUGGCGAGAAGAUCCGGCUCCUCUACGAAAUCGCCUCUGGCAUGGCAUAUCUCCACGGCAACAUUGUCCACGGCGACCUCAAGUCUCUCAAUGUGCUGCUCGAUCGAUCUUUCAGUGCCGUUGUGAAUGACUUUGGCUUGUCCAAGACGAAACACACAUCGGCCACCGCCAACCGAACCCGCCGCGACCAGCCGACGGGCGGCACUCUCGAGUAUAUGGCACCGGAAAUGCUCGAUGACGAUAAUCCAGUUGGAUCGUCAAAGGCCACCGAUGUCUAUGCCUUUGGCAUCACCAUAUACGAGGUCCUCAACGACUGCAGGCCCAUCUGGGUCACCGCCGAUGGCCAGCCGAUGAGGGAGAGGGUUAUUGAGUCUCAAGUUCUUCGAAAUCACCGGCCCAAGCAGCUCGAAGGAAUCCCUGACGAUAUUCGUGCCCUCAUCGAGCGCUGCUGGCACCAGGACCCCGCCGAGCGACCCAAGUUUUCCGAGACCCUUGCCAUUCUCCAUCAUCGACUCUGUCCCAUCCGUUAA